UCAACGCACAAGCCCCAACGAGGCCGGUCCAGUUGAUUCCUAACGAUCCGCUAAUUUUAAUUCGCGAAAAUGCUAAAGUUACGCGGCCUGCUGCUCUUUGUGAGCUAUGUGUUAAUUGUUCGGGGAGGUGUUGUCCAUGUUGAAGUUCCCCUGGGGAUCACUGAGGGUCCCGAACACGGUUCUAAAAACUCAGUGGAAGUACAUAAUCCCGCGGACAGUGAAAAAAACUCAACCCUGAAGCUGGUUCAUGUGCUAUUUCGUCAUGGGCCACGGACACCCGUCACCACUUAUCCCAAAGAUCCACAUAUCAACGAAACCUACGAGCCUUACGGAUGGGGAGCGCUCACCAACGGUGCUAAGGUGGAGCUAUAUAAAAUAGGCAAACAGCUUCGUCAACGCUAUAAAGAUUUCCUGCCACCCUACUAUCAGCCCGAAGUGAUUCGUGCCCAAUCUUCGGAGUCGCCGCGCACCUUGAUGUCCCUGCAAAUGGUGUUGGCCGGCCUCUUUCCGCCGGAGAACACUCCUAUGGAGUGGAACCUGAUGCUCGACUGGCAACCCAUUCCCAUUGUGAUGGAAUCAGAGGAAACUGACGUGCGUAUAAGAAUGAAGGCCCCAUGUCCUCGAUACGACGAGGCAGUUCUGGAGGUGAUAAACCUUCCCGAGGUUAAAGAGCUGCACGCAGAGAACUCUGAUUUGCUUCAGGAACUGACUAAUCUCACUGGUCUCAAUGUUAGCCACGCCCAUGAUGUUACCAACAUUUUUAUUACACUGCUCUCAGAGCAAACUUACGGCUUGGAGCUGCCCUCAUGGACCAAGGAUUACUUUCCGGAGAAGAUGUUACCGCUAGCCGGAAAGGCUUACGUCUACGAUGCAUACACGACCGAGUUACGCAAACUGAAAGGAGGUUUCUUCGUGGAGCUGCUAAUAAAGCAAAUGCAGGACCAGAUUUCCGGAAAGAUAAAGCCUAAAGAUCGGAAGAUGUUCCUUUCCUGCGGACACGAUUGGACCAUCACAAAUGUGCUUUCCGCCUUAAACGUCUGGAAGGCUCAGAUGCCUCGAUUCUCAGCUCUAAUCGCCUUUGAGUUGCAUCAGAACUCAGAAACAGGAGAGCAUUUCAUGGAGAUCUUCUUCCAAAACGAUCCCGAAGAAGAGCCACAGCAACUUCAAAUUCCAGGCUGUGAAAAGCAGUGUCCCAUUGCAAAGUUAUUGGAAUUAACGAAUGAAAUAAUUCCCGAUGCUUCCUAUGAAGAGCUGUGCAAGGCAAAGGGUACUCAAGAGGGAGCUAAGAUCAGCUACAAUUACUAAGCGAGUUUCAUUGUUAGUAAUCCAGUGUGCAGUAUUAAUGUGACAUAACGAAUAAAUAAAUAUAUGUAUAUGUGUAA
This is a messenger RNA of Drosophila takahashii, 1382 nucleotides long. RefSeq names its product venom acid phosphatase Acph-1. NCBI's taxonomy places the organism in Eukaryota, Metazoa, Arthropoda, Insecta, Diptera, Drosophilidae. Gene Ontology annotation, molecular function: phosphatase activity. Gene Ontology annotation, biological process: dephosphorylation. The record is from RefSeq and is a predicted model, not a curated record.